AUGAAUGUUUUACUAUCCUUAAACUCAAGCUCAAGCUUAAUCAACAUUUCAAAACCAUACAAACAUCAUCAUAACCUUCAACUUUCAAAUAAUCAUCAAAGACAACCUCGUAUAGUACAAUUUUCUGUUUCAUGCAGAGCCACAAAAAGUGUUCCAAUGAAUCAUAAGCUAGAUGAUGAUGAUGGAAACUUGUACAAGAUACUAUGUUUGAGUUCCAAUAGAGCAACAGCAGAUGAGAUAAAGAGAGCAUAUAGAAGAAUGGCUCUUCAGUAUCAUCCUGAUGUUUGUCAUGAUCGUAUGAAGAAAGAGGAAUCAACUAGAAUGUUUGUACAAGUUAAUGCAGCUUAUAAGACUCUGUCGGAUCCAAAGCUUAAAGAAGAGUAUGAUUCAAAGUUAUUGGGUGAUUUGAGAAGAAGUAAAUGGAUGGAACAAAUUGUUGAGUUGAAUAGAAGAUCUCAAAGAGGUGAGGGAGGUGCAUCAUCAUGGGGUUGUAGAAUGAGGGCCAGAAAUAAUAGUAACUAG
Lathyrus sativus (Indian pea) is the source of this 522-nucleotide messenger RNA. Lineage: Eukaryota; Viridiplantae; Streptophyta; Magnoliopsida; Fabales; Fabaceae. The record is from the annotation of a GenBank genome assembly.